AUGGAAUUUGCAACCCUCCAAUUCAGCAGUGCCUGGCUUAGAAGAACCUUCACAAAUGAACAUGAUCCGCCUGUUCAGGUGCGUUUGGCAGCCUACGAGCACAAUGCCCGCGAACGCAAGCUGGCCGAGGUCCGGUACGGAAAUAACAUCACCCUGCUCCUCAAGGCUUGUUACUUUCUGAGAGACUUCCAUGGUUCUGCCAUGUUCUGGCUUGCCAUCUCUCGUGUCUUUGGCGUGGGGCACGAUGUCACCAAAUCUGUAGUCGACGUCUUUGUCGUGGCCCGUGCCAUCUAUCGCAGCAACUUUCCCACCGCCCACGACACUGCCCCGUUGUUGACUGAGACUACGCAGUGGGCAGAUAAAUGGACCUCAUUUCUCAGCGAGCAGAAACAACCAACGCCGGCAUCGGACAGCGGAGUCUUCGCGGCAGUUGAUGACUUCUUCCGGAAAGAAAAGGGGAGAAAUGGGGAUCUUGCAAGCGUUCUCUCAAAAGGGCCAGCCAUGGACCCUCCAUCAGCUCCUCGUGCUCUUCGAAAGCGCUCGCCAUCGCCGAGUACUUCGCAAGGGACGCCGAAUGCAAAGAGAAGGGCAGUUUCGAGGAGCACAGACGAGCCGGGAUAUGACUCCCCGCCUGGAAGAACUCGAAGUCAAUGUUUGGCUGUUGGAUCUCAGCCUUCGAGCCACCAUAAACCAGAGCCUCAUGAGACGACGCUUAGCACCAAUGGCCGCCAGUAUCAAAAUGAUCAAGUCCUCCGGACAGGUCAGGAAGAGCCCUACUUCGAGUUGAAAAUCCGUGGUCAAGCUCAAAAGGACAAUCGCAACUCACCCGGUCACCAAGACCACCACUGGUCCGAAGCGGACGAGUACGAGGCGCUUGCACAGUCCAAUAUCGAGCUUCAGGACCGUGUGGACUCUUUUGAAAAGGAGAGACUGGAGGCCGCGAGGGCUCAAAAGGACAGGGACGAUGCCAUCAGAUCCCUCCAGGCCAGGUUCGCAACUUUCGAGAAGAUCUCUGCAGCGGCGGACGCCCAGUCAUCAGUCAACGACAAGCUCAUCCGAGAGAUGCAAGAGAUGGUUAAAAGGUUCGGCACCCAAGCCGAAAGGCUGAAGCAGUUGGAGAAACAGCUUGAACUCAGCGAUCAGGCUGCGCAGAGAAUGCAAGCCACCAUCUCCUCGCUACAGAAGAACGGAGCAAUACAGGCACGGCCGGCCAAUGAUCAGGCGGGAGUCGCGACUGCUGAGACCAAAACAGCAGAUGAGGGAGCGCCAGCAGCCCUUAAGGAAGAGGUCUCAGAGAUGCAUAUCAGAAUAAAGUCUCUUGAAGCUAAGAGUAUCUUCUUCAACGACCUUCACAAAAACGUCCGAGAGAUGAAGGCAGAUAUUGCGGCUCAGAAAGUCAAAACGGCCGCUUCAGUAACUGAUUGCGCCAAGGGGCAAAAUGAACAAGUCACAUCUACGAGGCUGAGAGCUAUCGAGGAAGCAAUGGAGAGGCAAGGUCAAGCGGUCCACGGUAUGACCGAUAGAGUGGUAGCUCUCGAAGUUCAGGCUACUGUACGCAAUGCUAGGAUUUCGUCCCUCGAGGAUCGGCUUGAUAAAGCCGACGACAUAUCUCAAUUCGAGUUAAGGGUGUCUACGGUGGAGCAAAAACAGAUCAACGACCUCAAGAUGCUUGAUUGCAGACUCACCGCGAUGCAAGGCAGGUCUGCGGAAAUACAAGACAAGGUCGAAGAGCUUUCAAAAGGGCUUGGCGAUGUGGGCAGUCUGCCUUUCAUCAAGGCCAUCUCUGAUGGUGUUGCCGAGAUGCAGACCAGAAUCGCAAAUACCGAAGAACACGGAACUGAAGUAUCGAAGCGCCUUGAUGACAUGGAGGUGUCCCAAGAUGCUCUCACGUUGCACGACCAGUCGUCCCGCAUCGAUGAAGUGUCUCAGUCUCUCGAAUCGUUGAAGAGCCUGCUCCUCGGCCUGGCAAGAAGCGAUGACGUGGAAGCCCUGAGAGCCGAGUUCAACUCCUUGUCCCAGCAGCAAGCCGUCGCAAGCCAAUCAAUGGGCCGAGGCGAAGACGCCCUCGCUUCUGUCACAGGCAUGAUUGACAGCCUGUCCAACAGGAUGACAAGGCUCGAUGAUAUGUACGAGAUGUUUGCGACCGAGCGCCGCAACAGGCCCGAUCAGCUGUUUCACACGAACGGGAACACCGUACAAGACGGCAAACAAAACGAUGUUUCGGCUGUCAUUGACUCAUUGUGUCACCGGGUCAGCGUCAUGGAAAACGGCUUUCAGAUCAUGAGAGAUGCCUUGUCCGGCCGCCGACGUUGA
Diaporthe citri is the source of this 2313-nucleotide messenger RNA. RefSeq lists its product as uncharacterized. NCBI's taxonomy places the organism in Eukaryota, Fungi, Ascomycota, Sordariomycetes, Diaporthales, Diaporthaceae. The transcript has a single exon. The record is from RefSeq and is a predicted model, not a curated record. The coding region runs from base 1 to 2313 and encodes 770 amino acids.